AUGAAUGUGUUGUUACAGGGAUCAGUGACAUUCCAGGAUGUGGCUGUGGACUUCACCCCAGAGGAGUGGCAGCUGCUGGGAUGUGCUCAGAGGAAAAUGUGUUGGAAUGUGAUGCUGGAGAACUUUAGAAACCUCAUCUCACAUACAAGAAAAAAGACUUUUGGAUGCAGUGAAUGUGGGAAAGCCUUCCAAAAGAAGUCUCAUCUCAUUAGACAUGAAAAAAAGCAUACAAGGAAAAAAAAAACCUUUGAAUGCAAUGACUGUGGGAAAGCCUUUAACAGUAAGGGACACCUGGCAGUUCACCAAAAAAUUCAUAGUGGAGAGAGACCCUUUGUGUUCAGUGAUUGUGGGAAAGCAUUUAUGCAUAAAGCACAACUCAUGGUCCACCAGAGACUUCACAGUGGAGAGAAGCCUUAUGAAUGCAGUCAGUGCAGGAAAUCAUUCACUUGGAACACCUCUUUUACUCAAGAUGUGAAAUCUCAUACACUUGAGAACUUAUUUGAAUGUAAGGAAUGUGGGAAAACCUUCAAGUGCAGUUCAUCUCUUUAUAAACAUUCUAGGUUUCAUACAGGAGAAAAACCAUAUAGAUGUAGAGAAUGUGGCAAAGCCUUUGCAGACUCAUCAGUGCUUGUCAUGCAUCAGAGAAUUCAUACAGGUGAGAAACCCCAUGGGUGUACUGAAUGUGGCAAAGCCUUCAUCAAGAAGUCACCUCUCCUUAAACAUUACUUAACCCAUGCAGCAGAGCAACAAAACAAAUGCAACAUAUAUGGGAAAUCUUUUAACAAGAAGACACAUCUCAUUCUCCAUCAAAGAAGUCAUAAAAACAUGGAAGCUUUGUGAAUGUG
This is a messenger RNA of Ceratotherium simum simum (southern white rhinoceros), 845 nucleotides long. The record is from RefSeq and is a predicted model, not a curated record. Lineage: Eukaryota; Metazoa; Chordata; Mammalia; Perissodactyla; Rhinocerotidae.